Molecule: messenger RNA, 168 nt
Organism: Entrophospora sp. SA101
Lineage: Eukaryota; Fungi; Glomeromycota; Glomeromycetes; Entrophosporales; Entrophosporaceae
Source: the annotation of a GenBank genome assembly
AUGACAAAUAAUUUUUCUCCUAAUAGCGGUGGUUAUGAUCAUGGAAGAAAGUAUCAAGUUGGAUUUCUUGAGGUAGCAGGUAAUGCCUUUGACAAAGAUAUAACUAAUAGAAAUAUUGACUCGAAGAAAUUAUAUAAAGCUAUGGCAUUAUCAUUAUGGGAUCAAUAA